GCUGCGGCGGCCGGGGGAUGCUAACGCCGUGAGCCGAGCAUAAGAGCAGAGGACCGGGAUCACGCACACACCAGCCACGAACCCUUCGGAACUCAGAGCACACCUGCCCUCAAAGUCCCCUCCUCACCAUGGCUCCCGGAGAGAAGAUCAAAGCUAAAAUCAAGAAGAAUCUGCCGGUGACAGGCCCACAGGCGCCCACCAUUAAAGAGCUGAUGCGGUGGUACUGCCUCAACACCAACACCCACGGCUGCCGCCGCAUCGUGGUGUCCCGCGGCCGCCUCCGGCGCCUGCUGUGGAUUGUGUUCACGCUGACGGCCGUGGCCCUUAUUUUCUGGCAGUGUGCCCUCCUCGUGUUCUCUUUCUACACCAUCUCUGUCUCCAUCAAAGUCCACUUCCAGAAGCUGGAUUUCCCUGCCGUCACCAUCUGCAACAUCAACCCCUACAAGUACAGUGCCGUGCGCCACCUUCUAGCUGACUUGGAGCAGGAGACCAGAGAGGCCCUGAAGUCCCUGUACGGCUUUUCAGAGAUUAAGGCUCGCAGGCGGCGAGAGGCAGAGUCCUGGAGUUCGGCCUGGGACGGCACACGGCCCAAAUUCCUCCGCCUGGUCCCACUGCUGGUUUUCGAUCACGAAGAGAAGGACAAGGCCAGGGACUUUGUCACAGGGCGGAAGCGGAAAGUCAGCGGCAGCAUCAUUCACAAGGCUUCGAAAGUCAUGCAAGUCCAGGAGUCCAAGCAGGUGGUGGGAUUUCAACUGUGCGCCAAUGACACCUCCAGCUGUGCCACGUACACCUUCAGCUCGGGGGUCAAUGCCAUUCAGGAGUGGUACAAGCUGCACUACAUGAACAUCAUGGCACAGGUCCCUCUGGAGAAGAAAAUCAACAUGAGCUAUUCUGCCGAGGAGCUGCUGGUCACCUGCUUCUUUGACGGGGUGUCCUGUGACGCCAGGAACUUCACGCUUUUCCACCAUCCAAUGCAUGGGAAUUGCUACACGUUCAACAGCGGAGACAAUGCCACCAUCCUCAGCACCUCCAUGGGGGGCAGUGAAUAUGGGCUGCAGGUCAUCUUGUACAUAAACGAAGAGGAAUACAACCCCUUCCUGGUGUCCUCCACGGGGGCUAAGGUGAUUAUCCACCAGCAAGAUGAAUACCCUUUUAUCGAAGACGUGGGAACAGAGAUCGAGACAGCAAUGGCCACCUCCAUGGGAAUGCACCUGACGGAGUCCUUCAAGCUGAGCGAACCCUACAGCCAAUGCACCGAGGACGGCAGUGACGUGCCGGUCAGGAACAUCUACAAGGCUGCCUACUCCCUCCAGAUCUGCCUUCACUCGUGCUUCCAGGAGAAGAUGGUGGAGAAAUGCGGGUGUGCGCAGUACAGCCAGCCCCUCCCUCCCGCAGCCAACUACUGCAACUACCAGCAGCACCCCAACUGGAUGUAUUGCUACUACCAACUGUACCAGGCUUUUGUCCAGGAAGAGCUGGGCUGCCAGUCAGUGUGCCGGGAGGCCUGCAGCUUUAAGGAGUGGACACUGACCACCAGCCUGGCGCAGUGGCCGUCUGUGGUUUCGGAGAAGUGGUUGCUGCCUGUUCUCACUUGGGACCAAAGCCGGCAAAUAAACAAGAAGCUCAACAAGACAGACUUGGCCAAACUGUUGAUAUUCUACAAAGACCUGAACCAGAGAUCCAUCAUGGAGAACCCAGCCAACAGCAUCGAGAUGCUUCUGUCCAACUUCGGUGGCCAGCUGGGCCUGUGGAUGAGCUGCUCCGUGGUCUGCGUCAUUGAGAUCAUUGAGGUCUUCUUCAUCGACUUCUUCUCUAUCAUCACCCGUCGCCAGUGGCAGAAAGCCAAGGAGUGGUGGGCCCUGAGGAAGGCGCCCCCCUGCCCCGAGGCUCCCCCCAGCCCACGGGGCCAGGACAAUCCGGCCCUCAAUAUGGACGAUGACCUGCCCACCUUCACCUCUGCUCUGCGCCUGCCACCAGCCCUGGGGGCCCAGGUGCCCGGCACUCCGCCCCCCAGAUACAAUACUUUGCGCUUGGAGAGGGCCUUCUCCACCCAGCUCUCAGAUACCCAGCUGCCGGGUGAGCCCUGAGGCGAGCUUGGGGAGAAAGAUCUAGUCAGGACCACCCGCCGUGGUCUGAGAACUUAGACCCGGCGACCCGACACAGAGGGGACCUUCUGCCCCCACUCUGGGCUUUUCAGAAACACUGCCUAAAAGCCUGCUUCGAACAACAAGAUGGGGCCUGGGCAUGUGCAGGGGACCCGCUGGGCCCUGCCCAGCGACACUUGGCAACCGCCAGGCCCAAACUCUCAGCGCAUCACUAGAGAGAUACCGGGUCCCAAGGAAUCGGCGCCGGCCCAGGAAAGAGGCCAGAGGGAGGCCUGACGGAGCUCUUCGCCAGGCCGUGAGAGAGAAGGACUCCUCCAAAGCCCCAAGCCAAGGCUUUCACCCAGUCCUCUAGCCUGGGCUGGGGCCCAAGGAUGUGACCUUGAGUGUCAAGGCUGGACAGCUACUGCCUGAUGCCAAAGACAGGAGGAAACGCCAGCCCUGGAGCUGGAGCUAUUUGUCAAUAAACUGUUCUUAGUCACUG
Molecule: messenger RNA, 2586 nt
Organism: Microcebus murinus (gray mouse lemur)
Lineage: Eukaryota; Metazoa; Chordata; Mammalia; Primates; Cheirogaleidae
Gene: SCNN1G
Product: sodium channel epithelial 1 subunit gamma
Biological process (GO): sodium ion transmembrane transport
Cellular component (GO): sodium channel complex; plasma membrane
Molecular function (GO): ligand-gated sodium channel activity
Source: RefSeq, a predicted model, not a curated record